GCAGGUUGCAUUUAGGCGUGUUCUUGGUGUUCUUGUAGCCGCUUCUUCUUGUACCCGCAGCCCCCUGCGAAAGCUGACUAUGAGUCGUGGAAUCAGCACUAAACCUCCCAACGUCCUCGUCCUGUGUGGCGCCCAGAAAGGCGAGGGUUCCCAACAAAACAAAUCCUUUUUCUCCGCCGUCAGGGAGUGCCUGAUCUCGUCUCUCGACUCACAGCGCUACGUGGUUUACCCGCUACCGCUUGAAGACGCCGGUCGAGUUCCGUGGAGAGACAACUGCAGGCUCCUGGUCGUUCCGUCCGGUCUGCAGCUACCGGACGGGUCCGAGGUGCUGCGGGAGCUCGAGUCUUACGUCAAGAACGGUGGGACGCUGCUGAGCACGCACGAUACGACGAACGCUGCGUUUGGGUUUCAACUGCCGGAGAACUUCCAACGGUCCAGACUGGUUGAGAUUACAGGGGCCACCCCACAGAUUAAACCCAAUGAAUGGAUAGUUGCUCGAACCUGUGCACCCCGCGUGGAGAAUUUUCCAGAUGCUCUUUCUACACUUCCGCAGCAGAAGACUUCAAGAGCCCUGGCUAUAAUGAGAGAGGUGAGUCUGAGUGUCGCUGGACCAUGCAAGAAUGGUACGGCUGAACGAGGAGAGGGUACACAAGGAAAAGAAGGAGGAGGAGGAGGUGAAGGAGGAGAUGUGAAUGGAGGAGGGGAUGGAGGAAGAGGAGGAGAGGUGAAUUGGGGCGGAAGUGGAGAACGAGGAGGAGAAAAUGUUGAAACCUCAGUAGUUGUGGAUUGCAUUCAGCAGCUGCAGUUUGAGGGAGGUUCUGGGCAAGUUGUUCUCUCUCUCGUGGAUCUUCUAUCAACUCCCAGUUCUGAAGACUCCACCGUCGGCGUCUCUCAGCUAGUGGCUCUCAAAAAUGAUGCCCAAAAUGUCUUGAGUUUAUUUCAGUCCGUUCUGAGGGAGAUUGGGAUGGAGUGCUCCAAAGGAGAGAGUGUUACUCCAACACUCUCCUAUCUUGUGUGUUCUGACCAGUUGAGGGCGCAGUUUCAUUCUGUGAUGGCUCCACUAGUGAAGGAAGGGGUGGUGAAAGGCAAUGGAGUGGAUAUUGAACUAAUGACGAGUGACCCUGCCAUUGAAGGCUCGUCGGUCGAUCCUCCACCCACCCCUGCCCCCAACAAGAUAGUCCUACUCACCAGACCACUACAGGGAGACCUAGAGGAACUGGGAUUUGAUAUUGCUCAGUACAAGAGGCUACUCCAUACGGGACACAUGGGGAGGACCCUGCUUUAUACCCCAGUGAUUGGGUCCACGCAGACUAUGCUCACGGGGAACUUGGUGUUCACUCGGGCUCUGAGACCAGAGAUGGGUGUGGUUUGUGUGGCUGGUCAGCAGACCCAGGGAAGAGGGAGGCACGACAAUGCCUGGCUGUCUCCCAAGGGUUGUAUG
Messenger RNA from Geodia barretti, 1441 nucleotides. The record is from the annotation of a GenBank genome assembly. NCBI's taxonomy places the organism in Eukaryota, Metazoa, Porifera, Demospongiae, Tetractinellida, Geodiidae.